Messenger RNA from Bufo gargarizans (Asiatic toad), 2386 nucleotides. RefSeq names its product kizuna centrosomal protein (gene KIZ). NCBI's taxonomy places the organism in Eukaryota, Metazoa, Chordata, Amphibia, Anura, Bufonidae. The transcript has 13 exons. Gene Ontology annotation, biological process: spindle organization. Gene Ontology annotation, cellular component: centrosome. The coding region runs from base 48 to 2168 and encodes 706 amino acids. The record is from RefSeq and is a predicted model, not a curated record.
UACAGAGGGCUCUGCCUUGGAACGGCGCAGCCGGUGAGCUGGAAACCAUGGCGGACGGAGCGGAGAAUCACACUGGAGGGGACUUUGAUAAAAAACUUACGGAACUGCGGAAGAGCCUGAGAGACUGUGAAUUAAAAAGACUGGAAUUGGAAAAAAAGAUGUCUCGCUACCGCUCAUCCAAUGCAUACUUGGGUCAUCGGCCGUAUGAAAGGUUAAAAAACUCUUUGAGAGACAUCUGUGAGAAGGAGAAGAAGGCGCGUCUCCGAAAUCAAGCAUUCCUGCAGGAAUUCGGAAGCCUUGAGGCGCGUUUGAGUUUUCUCAUAUCAAAUUUAAGGAUAUCCCAACAUAUGAAGAUGCCGCAAGUUUUACGACAGGCAGAAAUUAACACAGGCGCAGACAUGUCAAGAAGAAUCUAUCAUCCGGCAACAAUCUUCAUGGGCCGCCAAAUGUCAGCCAACUUGAGCAUUGAACAUUGCCUUACACAGAGGAUUUCUCCCCAGCCCACAAAGAGCUUUUCUAUUUCUGACCCACAUUCAGCCAGACAGGCAGCAAUAAACAGCAAUGUGACAGACAGCUGUGUAGUACCAGCUAAUAGUGAUACUCAGUGCUUAAAUAAGCCUGACAAAAUAGAUGAGGAGACAUCAUCCUUCCAGAUUAGUCAAAAAAUGCCGGUCACAUCCAUCGCUUCUUCUGAGGACGCGAGAACACACCGCGCCGAGAUCGACAAGACUCAAAGUGGUAGGAAACAUUUAGUUGAAAGCAGGCAAUCUGCACAACUUAGCUCACAGACUCUGAAAAGAUUAAGUCCAGAGAACAGAACAGGGGAUUUGCAGAAUGACAGCCCAGGCAGCAAGGUGGAAGAGGCAUUGAUGUAUGAAAGGCUGGUUCCUAAUGAAGAGAGAUUUACACACGCAAGCCCCUCUGGAUCUCCCCCCGAUGCCUCUGAUUACAUAAAUAACCAAACAUCAGAUAAGCGUAGCGCCGGUGGAAAUCUGUCAGCUUUUCAUCCAGCCUCAGAAAACGACGACAGUGAUGUUCUUGACAGCAGCAGUGACCUCACAGUGUCCAUCACUGAAUCAGAAGAUAUGUGCGCUGCUGAUCUUCUUGACGCCAUUGACGGGAAAAAAGAUCCAGUGGAACCACAAGCCAAAAAUGAACAGGAGGAGAAAAGUGUGUCUAACAAGAAGCUCCCAAACAGCAAGAUAGAAAGUUCUCCAGAACAUAUAUCCUAUGAGGAUUCUUCAUCGAUCUCUGCAAUUAGCCUAAAUAACCUGUCUAGCAAAGGAUUCAUUCAUUUGCUUCAGUGCAUAGAAGGUAUGCUGAAACGGAUGGAAGCCGUUCCUAUGCAAUUGUACCAGGAUACCGGUGUCAGCCACAAGAGAAGGGAUUACCUCGUUAGUCUAUGUAAUCAGAUGAAGCCUCUUAAAACAGAAGACCUCGAGGCCUGUACUGCACUUGUCACCCGCCAGCUCCAGACAGACAGUGGAAGAUUCUUACGCAAGGAAAGCAAUGACGACCACCGUCGGGACCAAGAUGAAACCAGGACAAUCUCAGCAUCCUUGCGAGAGCAUCUGCUCGGCCAUAUAUCUUUCUUGAAAGAACGUGGGAUUUUGAAAGGCGGCGUUCCAGCAGGUUUUGCUAACGUAUUGAUGCUGCAUGAUGAAAUGAAAUCUCAGCAGGGUAACCUGAACGUUGCCGGAGAUUUCAACAAUCCUACCUCCGUUUCCAGUACAGACGAACAAAGCUCCAGCCUUCAGAAGAGGGAUCAGACUGUAGAUGGUCCUUACAAUCGUAUGCGGAGACAUGAAGACUAUCAAAUAAAAAAUGAAGAUGACACAAGCUCGUGUGAAGAUGACAGCGGAGACGGAAAGUUUGGAGAGAAAAAACGUGUUCCAGGGUUACAACAGGACCAUUCUAAUGUAAGAGGAAGUUCAAGAAAUAAACAGAGUUCAGAACGUACCUUAUCUUCAAGUGAACCAAGCCCUAUACACAGAAAAGAAAAUGCACCUACAGCAGCAGCAAAUAUGACACUUGGCAAAAAACCAAAUAAUAUCAAGUCUAAAGCUUUUUGGGGAGAGUCAGACGACAGCAGCUCAGAUAUUGAAGCCAUUCUCAGACCACAAACAAAUCACACUGAGGCCGAUGACUUUGAUGACUUCUUCGAUUAGAACACAGAAAGAAAUAAAGGCCCCUGAGUUAAAGGGGUUAUGCCAUGAUUGAUGUAAAAAAUGAAAAUCCGAGAUUAUAUAGCACAUGAGCAUACCUUUGUAACAAAACUAGAACCAGCCCCGUACCUCACAUGGAUCCAGAGAUCUCCACGUUAAUUGCUCCUAUUGUUCUGCUAGAUUCUCUUCAGUCUGACAGCUCAGGGGUGUGUCCUUUCUGC